Ectocarpus sp. CCAP 1310/34 is the source of this 3875-nucleotide messenger RNA. Lineage: Eukaryota; Phaeophyceae; Ectocarpales; Ectocarpaceae. The record is from the annotation of a GenBank genome assembly.
AUGGAAGAGGGCGAGGACAAAACACAUGUGCAAAGCACGAGCAGGGAAGCUUCACCCAAUCCUUGCAAACAAGCAAACAAGCACCUCGAUACACGCAUAAAAUUGAGGGUUUUGAAGAGCGUAAUUGUACCGCCGCUAGAGUACGCCGGAGAAGUAUUGGAAGGAAAUAAGAAGGUGGUCAAGGAGCUGGAGGCGGCGCAGAUGAAAGCAGCGAAAGUCAUUCUAGGAUGCUCCAAGCGCGCAACAAACAUCACCCGUCAGGGCAGAAGUGGGGACCCAAUUCCUACGAUCGGGAAGACACGCAAGGAAGCUCAAAUGCCAGUCAGUGCCGCAUGUGCGGGACCGAUGGAUGCAGGGACAAAGCUGAAGGUUCUGGAGAUACGGACAAUGGACAGCGCAGAUACACCCGAGGUUUCCCCGAGAGAGGGGAAGCAGUUCGAUAUUGGCUGUGAGAGCUACACCCCGCAAAUGUGGAUGCAGGACCUGGAGCUCUUGCGGGCAUCGGGCGCCAAUAUGACCGACUUCAACGCUCUCCAAUCUGCUGCUACCUACAACAGGGUGGACUUCGUGCAGUUGAUGCUGGCCAACGGCUACGAGAAGGAUGCGUUGAGUGACAUAGGAUUUACGCCGCUUUACCACGCAGCCAUAAUGGGUCACAUGGCUGUGACCCAUGCCCUCCUAGCUGCUGGCGCGGACGUGAACCUCCGAAGCCAUGACAACGUGUCGCCUCUAGACGUGGCUGCUGUAAAGGGGCAUGUGGACGUGGCGACGGCGAUCAUCGCGCGCGGAGCGGAUGUCAACGCUGCCAGUACUUCCGGCAACACCGCUCUACACCACGCUGCCGCUUGCGGCAAAGCGGAGGCGGUCUCGCUCUUGUGUCUCAAGGGGGCUGACGUAGACGGGUUGAAUCGCCAGGGCCGUACAGCAAUUCAAUUGGCAGCUGAACGAGGUCAUCUUGCCGCGACGCGGUCCCUCCUGGAUGCUGGAGCCGACGCCACUCUUCGACCUGACGAUAACGCAGGGAUGUGCGCGCUUGACCUAGCUGCAAGCGGAGGCCACGUGGACGUGGCGGAGGCGAUCAUCGAGCACGGUGUGGACGUAAAUGCUGCUGUUCCAAACGGUAACACCGCUCUCCACAUCGCUGCCAUCGAGGACGAAGCGGACAUGGUGCUCCUGUUGUGCAGCAAAGGGGCUGGGAAAGACUCCAUCAAUAGCCAGGGGUCCACACCUCUUCAAAUGGCAGCCGGCGAAGGCAACGUCGCUGCGACCCAGGCUCUCUUGGACGCCGGAGCGGACGCCAGCUCUCAAAGCGAGGGGGAAGCGUCGUCGGCGCUUGAUUGUGCGGUUUGUCAGGGGUACACGGACGUCGUGAGGGUGAAAAUCGAGCACGAAAUAGACGUCAACAUUUCUGAUGUCGACGGGAAAACUGCGCUCCACCAUGCUGUUGCCGCCGGCAAGGUGGAGAUGGGGUGUACGCCGCUGCACCUGGUAGCCAUGGCAGGUCGUGCUGCUGCGGCUCAAGCCCUCCUCGACGCCGGUGCGGACGUUGCCCUUCGACAAAACGGGGUCGGUUUGUCGUCGCUCCACUUCGCUGCUUCUCAAGGGCGCGUUGAUACCUCAAGAGUGAUGGCCCAUCAUGGCGGCGAUGUGAACGCCAAAGUCAACAAUGGCAUCACCGCCCUACGCGUCGCCUCGGCGUUCGACAAGGCGCCGGCGAUCGACGUGCUCACCGAGGCUGGUGCCAACAUCGAGGCACAGGCGAAUGGAAGCACUCCCCUUCACGUCGCGUCCCAAGAGGGCAGACUCGCAGCCGGCAUCGCCCUCUUGAGGCACGGCGCAAGCGUUGGCAAGAAGAACGCGGCAGCACAGACACCACUGCACCUGGUAGCCGCCAAGGCAGGGAGUCCCGGAACCGCGGAGAUGGUGGACCUGCUGCUUAGACGGGGCGCGGAUGAGACGGCCGUGAGCGAGAACGGCCACACAGCGGCAGAUAUGGUGGUUUUGAAAACCGAAGAGUCGGACAGCCUAGCGGAGGAUGUCGACCGCGUCCGAAAACUCUUGGCACGUGCUCCGGCCGACAGGGCAUGGCGUCGGCGUGGCUUUCUGAUCUUGUCUCGCGCUCACUACCCCGGCGGCAGGGUUCAGUUUGGACACAGGACCAGUCAAGCACCUGCCGCAGGGGUAGCCAAGAGAACUCGUAGCAGUGAGGAACCUUCGAGGGCGGAGAUAGACUGGGCUGGUGUUGUGAGCAUGUUGAUGGGAGAUGGAGUUGAUCCCAUUUCGCUGAUGGGCGAUGGAGCAAACCUCAUCUUCGAGAAAAUCGUGGGAUAUCUCUGAUGCUGGUGAGUCGGUCAGAGCAAUCAAUCAUCGUAGGAGCAGAGAACCGAGGCACGGGCUAAUCGCCGCAUGAACACCCGCGUUGUCCCCAUAAUGUUUGUUCGUAGAGGUAGAACCCUUUACCUCAUUUUUAUUUUAAUUUUCAUCUCUCUCUUGUCUACCGGUGCGUUUGCCCCAGUGUACCGACGGUGCAGGAACUCUUUGUCCUUCUAUGCUCGGACCUCCCUCGGUGUGAGUGAUGAUGAAAGUCGACACGUGAAGCCGGGAAGGCAGCAGUGUGUCGUUUUCCGAAACGGUGCUGGGGCUGGCUUGUCGUGGCAAGCAUCCUGUUGCUCUUCCGUUAUGAAGCGUCAUCUGCUGCAGCGUCGCGUUUUCGUAGAUAUUGUAUGAACGGGAACAUUUCUUACCGACAGAGAGUUCCCGGCGCGAGCGGCGCAUAAGUUCUUGUCGGACCACGAGAGGUGCUGCUCAUUUUAAGCACAUCGGGUAGAUGAAGAAAAUUCUCGUAUUAGUUUAGUUUUCUACAUGUAUCUCGAUACCUCUCUCUGCACGUUUGUCGGCGGUCAUACGCUUGGGUUGGCAAUGGUAGCGGUAUCCACACGCGUUGUGCACUAAAUAGCAAGAUUGAAAGUGCUGGACGGCUGUUGUAGCAUGUGCGAUGGCGGCGGCAGCAAAUUGUCGGCGUGCUUGACACACUAGCUGUGGUUUCCCUUGCAGUUUUGUUGAGGUUGGCAGCAAGUUGUUGGUUCCUCGCGUGUAUCUACCUUUCGUGUGUUUACACAAAGAAAAUGCCCGUCACUCGAGCGCGAUGCGGGAAGGGGGGAGGGGGGUUGUUGUAGGGUAGGUUCCGAUCAGGUAAUGUAACGCAUGCAGACUUGGUUUAUUUGUCUGUUGUUUGUGAAUGUCGAGGCAAGUUUCGAUGUUUAUCUGAGGUUAAGAGAAGUUGGUGUGGAGACGGCUGUAACGUUGUUGUACGGGUUUGGGGUGACAAUAAACUGGAGCGGAUAAAGAGAUCUGACUGUUAAACAAGAACGAGCAUUAUUGUGGAGGCCUUGGUUCCAAUACGCACACACUCGACACCUCCUCCCCUCCCCGGCCUGCUCCCCGGCCGGGGCCGAAAUCGACCUUGUGAGUCCCUCGCGGGCGAACCAGGCCACAACAGAUAGUAGGUGGGUGGUGUCCCAAGGUGCAACUCACCGCCGCGCUGGCUCAGCGUGGCGGUGAGGAUGCACAGACGGUGGUAGUGGCGAGAGGUGUAUGUGGACCUUGUCCCCGCGGCAGCAAUGCAAAGCGGCAAACUGCACCUGGUAACCACCGUCGCGGAAAACGUGGCCCACGAAGCUGGAGGAGCAGAGAGAUUCGUAAAAACCACGCGAGUAAGCACCGUUCGCGGGAGAAGGGAGAUAACCGCGGGCGACGCGGGGGGGGAGUGCUGCACCCUCCUCGUCCAAACACCACAGGCAAGCACCGAGCCCUGCAAAGAUGGAUCGAUGCGAAGAAACUCGCCGCUCGGAUUAAACGGAAGAAAACACCCCCCC